UGGCAGCGGCGGCCGCGGCCGCUCCGGGCUGAGCCAGACCCGGGACGAGGAGGGGCUGAGCCGCGGGGGAUCCUGGAAUCGGCGGGGAGGUGGGGAUUCUGGGAGGCCACCUCCAUUUCCUCCUUCCCCGCCGGCCUCUCCCCUGCACCCAGCACCCCCAAAUGUCGAUGUGCCGCCUCCCGGGCGCCGAUCGCUGGUGCUGAGCGAGGCGGCGGGGGCGGCGGCGAGAAUGCUGGGCAUGUACGUGCCGGACAGGUUCUCCCUGAAGUCCUCCCGCGUCCAGGACGGGAUGGGACUCUACACGGCCCGCAGAGUGAGAAAGGGUGAAAAAUUUGGACCGUUUGCUGGAGAGAAGAGAAUGCCAGAAGACUUGGAUGAAAAUAUGGAUUACAGGUUGAUGUGGGAGGUUCGUGGGAGUAAGGGAGAAGUUCUAUACAUUUUGGAUGCUACCAACCCACGACACUCCAACUGGCUUCGCUUUGUUCAUGAGGCACCAUCUCAGGAGCAGAAGAAUUUGGCUGCCAUUCAAGAAGGAGAAAACAUUUUCUAUUUGGCAGUUGAAGAUAUAGAAACAGACACAGAGCUUCUGAUUGGCUACCUGGACAGUGACAUGGAGGCCGAUGAGGAAGAACAGCAAAUUAUGACAAUGAUCAAAGAAGGGGAAGUUAAAAAUUCUAAAGGACAAUCAACAGCUGGCAGAAAAGAUUGCCUUGACUGUAAAGAGGACUAUGCUUGUCCCCAGUGUGACUCGAGUUUUACCAGUGAGGAAAUUCUUGCUGAGCAUCUUCAGACAUUACACCAGAAACCUACCGAAGAGAAAGAAUUUAAGUGCAAGAACUGUGGGAAGAAAUUCCCAGUUAAGCAGGCUUUGCAAAGACAUGUUCUUCAGUGCACAGUGAAAAGCAGUUUGAAGGAUUCUUCACGAAGUUUUCAGUGCUCUGUUUGCAAUUCUUCCUUCAGUUCAGCAUCGAGUUUUGAGCAGCACCAGGAGACCUGCCGGGGGGAUGCCAGGUUUGUGUGCAAGGCGGACAGCUGUGGGAAGAGGCUGAAGAGCAAGGAUGCCCUCAGAAGACACCAGGAAAACGUCCAUGCUGGAGAUCCUAAGAAAAAGCUCGUAUGUUCAGUGUGCAAUAAAAAGUGUUCUUCACCAUCAAGCCUACAAGAACAUAGAAAGAUUCAUGAGAUAUUUGAUUGUCAGGAAUGUAUGAAGAAAUUUAUUUCAGCUAAUCAGCUAAAACGUCAUAUGAUCACUCACUCAGAAAAACGACCCUAUAAUUGUGAGAUUUGUAAUAAAUCUUUCAAGAGGCUCGAUCAAGUGGGCGCCCAUAAAGUGAUACACAGUGAAGAUAAGCCUUACAAAUGCAAGCUUUGUGGAAAAGGAUUUGCCCACAGGAAUGUUUACAAGAAUCACAAGAAGACCCAUUCUGAAGAGAGACCAUUCCAAUGUGAGGAAUGUAAAGCUUUGUUCCGAACCCCAUUUUCUUUGCAGAGACACCUGCUCAUACAUAACAGUGAGAGGACUUUCAAGUGCCAUCACUGUGAUGCUACCUUCAAAAGAAAAGAUACCUUAAAUGUUCAUGUCCAGGUGGUCCAUGAAAGACACAAGAAAUACAGAUGUGAGCUGUGUAAUAAGGCAUUUGUUACACCUUCAGUGCUUAGAAGUCAUAAGAAAACACAUACAGGAGAAAAGGAGAAAAUCUGCCCUUACUGUGGCCAGAAAUUUGCCAGCAGUGGUACACUGAGAGUUCAUAUCCGUAGCCACACAGGUGAGCGUCCCUAUCAAUGCCCUUACUGUGAAAAAGGAUUCAGUAAAAAUGAUGGACUGAAGAUGCAUAUUCGUACUCACACCAGGGAGAAGCCAUACAAGUGCUCCGAGUGCAGCAAAGCCUUCAGCCAGAAGCGAGGCCUGGAUGAGCACAAGAGGACGCAUACUGGAGAAAAACCUUUUCAGUGUGAUGUGUGUGACUUGGCUUUUAGCCUAAAGAAAAUGUUGAUCCGACACAAGAUGACUCACAAUCCCAAUCGUCCACUGGCAGAAUGCCAGUUUUGCCAUAAGAAGUUUACAAGGAAUGACUACCUCAAAGUGCACAUGGACAAUAUCCACGGUGAAGCUGACAGCUAAUGGUAGCUGUAAAGGAAUUAAACCAUUUAGAAGGGCUCCUAAUAUGAAACCCAGAUUUCUCUCACCUGAUUAGCAUAGCAGAAGUAUCUAAAAGUAAUUCACUGGUCUCAUAGUUCUUAUUUGCCUAUCUUUAGAGUUUGUAGAUGCUUAUGCAAAAAAAAAAUUAAAAAAUAAGAAGAAGAAAGAAGGAAAGUAAGUCCUACUUUACCAAAAAAAUGGUACAAAUGGAAAAAAAAUUCAUAGCCUUGCAAAAUAUUACUUGUGCUCUGUUUUAUAAAAUAGAAAAAAGAGUCAUGGCUUUCCUUCUUGGCCACCUCUCUGUAAUGAAGUUUAUUAAUAAGCUCUUUAUUAGGCCUUUUUACUUUUUUGUCAUCUUUGUGUGUGUGUGUGCAUGCAUGCACAUGCUGGACAUUACAAUUGAUUAUUACUUAUUUAGCCAGAAAGAAAUUAAUAUACCAAAAUAUGUCAUUGCAGAUGAGGUAAGAUCAAGAGUUUUUAAAAUAUUAAGCAUGAUAACACGAUAAAACUUGCUAUUUUAUGAAACAGACCAAAAGUUAAUCUUAUUUAUAGCUCCCCACAACAGUUCAGUUUAAAAUAAAGAGCUGUUUAAGAAGCAUCUAUUGAAUUGUUGCUCAUUUUAGACAAUUCUUAAGAAACAUUUCCUCUCAUCAUUCAGAUGCAGACAUUCAUGGCCUGCAAUACUUUCACAAGAUCUAUACAAGACCAUACACUUAAAUAUAUAUCAAACUGAUCAUAUUGAGUUUUUACUAGUUAUCUUUAGGAAUUAACAAUAUACAAAUAUAUGUAACUAAAAAUUAAAACAAAAUUGGUUCUCAAUAUUUUUUGAUUGACAGAGUGUCUGCACAUAGUGGCAUUACAAUACUAAUUAUGAUGAGCCCUUUACCUUCUCAUUCCAUAAAAGUGCACAGGACAUGUUGAUGCAGAUAUAAUAGAGUCCUCAGAGCAUUAACAUUCUGUUUUGCAAAAGACAUUUCCCAGAAUCUUGGCAAUAGAUGAUUCUGAAACACUUUUGAAUUACCCUCAAUUGUCCUAUAUAAUUAAGAAUCCAGAAUAAAAAGUACAAAUCUGGCAAUUGUUAUGAUUGAAAUGAUCACUGAUGCUUAAGGGAAAUGGAAGCAAGAAGCUUAAUUUCUUCCUUUAGGUUAUAUUUCAAUAACAUACUUGAGAGCAGCACAUAAUGAGCAACUUGUUUUGGGAGAAGGUAUGAUAAAAUAUAAUAGUGAUGUCAAAAUAGCAUAAAGAAAUCCAAAAACCAGAAGAAAAUCCAACUGAAGUCCAAAUCAUGAAGUUUUCUACUUAGAGGUCAGUCAAAUAAAGGAAGUAUAAUUUAAAGGAAGUUGGUCCUAAUGAUUUAAGUAAGAAGAAAGGUUAUCUGAAGACACAGUUCUUUGAAGUCAGGAAUCUUAUUUUAGAAUUAUAUUUUUGUUCAGUUCCAGUUUUAAAAAGAAACCUAAAGAUUCAAUAUAGAGAUUUAAACUCUGUAAAAAUAAUAAAUUUGAAAUUCAUCAGAGAUAACUUUAAAAAAGAUAAAUCUCAGAUUAUAAUUUAGAAGAUAUCUAAAUAUGGUUGUAUGUAGCAUUUUUAUAUCUGAAAUUAUAGACUAUAUUUUAUAAAAAUAGAUUUUGGUCUUGUUUCUCACUAUGUCAUUUGUUUCAACAGUAUGUUUUUAGAUCGAAAAUGUUUUCAAUUUAAUGUGACAGUGUGCAUAAUAUCAUUUGAAUAUAAAAGGACUGUAAAAUUUGGUAGUGUGUAUUAUUUAAACACGUUCUGCUCGUUCCUUUGAAUGCCACCUCCUCUCUGUGGGAUGCUUCAUAUCCCGAUUAUGUGAUGAAUGUGAAAUUUAAAAGGAAGCCAAAUCCAAUUUUGUAUAAUCUCAGUGACCCACAGUUUACAGGUCUGGUGUAAUUGGAAAUUACCCUUGAAACCAUGUUGUCAUCAUGUUGCAGAAUAAACUGAUGAGGAAGAGGUGCGAGGCCUUAUCAGGCUAAAGUUUCAUAGUCAAAGAACCUUUAGAAAGUGGUGUGGAAAGACCUACUGGUCCAUGAUAUUUUCUUUUCAAAGCAUUGAAACCAAAACAAGUCCUUAGAAGACUAUGUGCUGUUACCUUUAUCCAAAAGGUGAUUAUUUAAAAACAUUUCAGAUAUAUUAGUAUUCACAUUCUACAAUCUUUAAAUCAUUCAGCAAUGUCAAAAAAUGAGAAUUGAUUUUUUAAAGUUCAAUUGAGAAAUUAUAACAUAGUCACUGAGGCAAAGUCCUAUUGGCAAAUUGAAGUAUAGGUACCCACUUUGAAGUAUAUUUCUCUGCUUUUCUG
Nyctereutes procyonoides (raccoon dog) is the source of this 4454-nucleotide messenger RNA. RefSeq names its product PR/SET domain 5 (gene PRDM5). Lineage: Eukaryota; Metazoa; Chordata; Mammalia; Carnivora; Canidae. Bases 230 to 2122 code for a protein of 630 amino acids. The record is from RefSeq and is a predicted model, not a curated record. The transcript is spliced from 16 exons. Gene Ontology annotation, molecular function: transcription cis-regulatory region binding; protein binding.